AGCCCUAUUGCAGGCAGAGGCAUUUUGCCUGAGGUCCCAGUCCCCUGGUUGUCCUCACUAAAGGAUACGUUACAGAGCCCAGGGCUCAUGUAGCAGGACACUUUACACAGAUAGGACAAGGGGUAAUGAUUUUAAACUAAAAGAGGGUAGAUUUAAACUAGAUAUAAGGAAGAAAUUUUUUACAAAGAGGGUGGUGAAACACUGGCACAGGUUGCCCAGAGAGGUGGUAGAUGCCCCAUCCCUGGAAACAUUCAAGGUCGGGUUGGACGGGGCUCUGAGCAACCUGAUCGAGUUGAAGAUGUCCCUGCUCAUUGCAGGGGGGUUGGACUAGAUGACCUUUAAAGGUGCCUUCCAACCCAAACCAGUCUAUGAUUCUAUGACUCAGGGCUAUCACUCUGCUUUAUGUACUAGCUCAUUUAUUAUUCCUCUCCCACCAUUUGCCUCUUCCAGCAACGCACCUGGAAGACAGCACAUCCACCUCUCCAUUCUCAUCACGCCUGUUCCUCGCUGGCCAGCUAACGCGAUGCUUAUACCUACCACAGCUGCACCCAACUCUGAAGGCAAGGAUGAACCAAAACACCUCCCAGGCUACAGAUGCUCAGCAUGGAAAAGCUGUACUAGAGUGGGCAAUACUGGACUGAGAUUGUGGUGGCUGGAGAGCACCUGACAGCCCAGGAGACAAGCAUGGCCACCUCUCCUUUCUGGUAUGUACACAAACUGUCUGAGCAUGUCUGUGAGCUGGUCACCACAAACCCCCUGAAACUGCUCUCACAGACAGCAGCGCUCAGAGUCAGCCCUUCAUCGCAUCAUAGUGACAAGUAAUUUGGGACUUUUCACUCAGCCCCAGUCCCAAAUCCUGCCCCCUCUCUGACUACUUGUUUGCAUCUCUGUCACACCAUCAGCUGCUUCCCCCUGGGCAUCCCUUCCUUCUUGCUUUCUGCCCUCUUUCUCAACCCCAACAGCCUUCCCUCGGCUACAAAGCACUGGCCUGACAGUAUAACUGCUGGCCAUGACAGUGUCCCUGUCUUCAGAUGUCCUUUAGAUGGUGGGUGCGAAGAUCUUUUGUCCCCAGGGGCUGCCAGACCAAGAUGACGACCUCCCGCGGACAAGAUGUCCUCCAGGUGAUUGCUGGGGCUGGGAACCAUUUCCAUCCUGGGCAGCAGAUCCAACAGGGCGCUCGAACAUAUGGCCCACCCUGUUUCCUUACCAUAGCCUUGAACUGUGCCCAGCAUGGGAGCCUUUUACUUGUUCAGAAAAUAUAGGAAAUAACCAGUGAAUCAUAAAAUUCACACUGAACUUUGGAGUUCACAGAGUGCCUGUGGGGAAUGCAGGAGUGUUUCCAUGGCCAUGGGCUGCCACAUCACACAGGCCUUGUAGAAAAGAAUCUUGUAAGGAAGAAAGAGGAGGAUGCACUGCUGCUGCUGUCCAGGCCUGGUCUGGGCCUCCAAACGGGGGGCGGGAAGUUUGGGAUCUGGGUACCCAUCUCCUAGCAUCUCGCAGAAGAAGGGUAACAGAAUCUGAGUAACAUCUUAGAAAACUACAGCCGUGGAAUAUUUAAAAGGUUUAACCCACAGAACAAUCUGUCUUUUGAAGUGCAAAUGGCCGAGAGCUCCCUACCAGCCCAGAGGCAGAUGAAGUCCAAGGACCCUGCUCCCAUCGCUGCAGCUUGGACCCCGCUGCCCCUGCCCCCCCUUGCCCACACAGACCAGGCUCUUGCUCCUCAGCAACUGCCUGGUUCGACUCAGCAACGCUGGAGAGCCUGGAAAUUACACUGGGCUUGCAAAAACUCAGGUAAGGAGCCCUUUGCUGUUGUGCCUCUGCAGUGUCAUCCCCGCAGGCGAGUCUUCCAGCCCAGUGAGCACUGCUCCAUCCCAGUCCCCCCUCGCCGUGGGCUUCAGCAGCAGCAGCGGUCAAACGGUUGCGGGGUGCUUUAGAAAGACCAACCCCGGGCAACAGGCAAAUCCAGCAGGCUUGACGGGAUGCUGCUGUUCAAGAGCGCAGUGGGCGAAGGAGGAAAGCUCCCAAAAGAAAUGAGUGGGAGUCCGGUGCCGUUUGUGAGAGCAACGCUGAUGGAGGGGACCUCUGGGACUCCGCUUAGCAAAAGCAGAGCAGCGUGAUAGUGAGCUCUGCAAGCAGGGACUUUGGAGAAUUAAUUGCAGUUUUGGAAGUUUUUCCCAUUUUUAAACCUGACUCAAUUGGCAAAAUGCCUGCACCAGUUCCAGAACUGUGGAACUACAUCCCAGAAGAAAUCCUCAUCCAAAUUUUCUAUUAUCUUUCUCUUCGAGAUAGAUACACGGUCUUCCAGGUGUGCAGACAGUGGGCUACAGCUGUUUCUUCUAGCUCUGUUUGGCAUUUCACAGAGAUCAGCUGUGACUCAGAGGAUGAGGAAGGCAUGCUGCAGAGCCUGCUCCAGUUCCUCAGCCAAAUCAAACACCUGAAAAUUGUGUUUGACCAGUCCAAGGAGGUCAACCGGAAGAAUGUGACACGCAUCUUGGAUAUGUUGGCAAAACAGAACCACAAGCUGCAGCAGCUGUGCAUUGUGUGCCAUGGGGAGAAUCCCUAUUUCUACUCUGGCCAGGACAUCCUACAGAGCAUACGGAAUAUAUGUGAUGCUAAAACCCAGAUAGAUCUGCAGCAUAUUGAUUUUCGAAAAAUGCCCUUCACUCUCGAUGGUGAGCUUGUUGAACUCUUAGCUACCACCAACCCAAACUUGCACAGUUUGUUCAUCAACAACCGCACCCUGGUAUGCAACGUGGCACCAGACGCCAUUAGGAAGGUUCUCAGAGCGUGUCCCAGGCUCUCAGCCUUGGGGGUUUACUAUGCCAGUUUGUCUGACGAUGUAUUUCAGGAACUGCUAAAGCCCGAAAGAGCAGCUUUUACCCAUUUAGACAUUUUCUGUGAGCGCCUGGACAAAUAUAUAACGGUCAUCUCAGAAGAGCUCUGGGCUGCUGUAAGUCAAAAGCAUCCUCAACUCUGUGUAGACCUAGAGUUUGAUCAUACGGUCCCUGCCUGCAAAAUACCACAGAUCCUAAAGCUGAAUAUACCUGUGAGCACGCUGCAACUUAAUACCUAUAAUUACAUGGUCAGUCAGAUUAGGUUUGUCACCCAGAGCUACAGCAGUACUUUAAAGAAGCUGACACUGCAAACCACAUCCUCGGAGGACUUAAAUUCCUCGCUAGUAGAUCUGGCUAGGCAUUGCAGAAAUCUGUUGGAGAUCCACUGCUACUGUGUGGUCAGCCAGGAGGUGGUAGAAGCGUUCCUCACGCACUGCCCCAGUCUGAAACAAUACACUCUGAAAGUCACCAAGGAACGGCACCCCUGGAAACCAGUAACAGUCCAGUGACCAGCUCCUACUGACUUCCUGGGGAAAUCGUGGGGAUCUGCAAGAGGACAUGGAAAGAAGAUCUAGGGCUGUAAGGAAAAUGCUGCCAAAUGCCCUCUGCGCUCACUGAGAACAUGCUGUUUCACCAGCACUGGCUGUUACAUAUGAUGCAUACCUGAUCUGCAGGCCAAGCAUUUACACUCAAAUGUGAUAGAGAAAACAUUAUACAGAGAAAUACAAUUGGCCACCUUUUUUUUUUUUUGUCUUUUUUUUCUUUAUGGGGGUAUGUAGGGCAGGUCUUUUUUCUUCUCUGCUUCUUUAUUUAGCAGGAAUGCCCAGUUUACCCUUUGCAGGUUUUUACUUAGGACCUCAGUGGAAUUUAAUUUUGAUUUUACAUUUUAAAAGAAUCUCAAGUUGUGUCAGCACCUACGUGUUGCCCAGCAACUACUUAAAUAGGCAGUUACGGAAGUGGCAGCUUCAAUGCAGCCAUUUUAUGCCCAGUGGGGUACUUAGCCGUGCAGAUUCAGUGAGCUAUAGCAAUGAACUGUGGUCAUCUGAUGGAAAAUUCCCUUUAACCUUGAUAAUGCCUCUUCUGGCAUUUCAGUGAUGGUAAGCUUACCCCUUAUCCAGUCGUCGGGUAACUUCCAGCUUGGAGGGAUAUAACGGGAGCUGAAUUAUGUUAGAAAAUACAAGCAAAAGAAAAAGCACUUAAGGAAAAAUAUUCACAAGGUAGUAAUAAAAGGCAUGUGGCCUGCAAAUUUCUGUGUCCAUCUUGUCUUUCUUUUGCUCAGGAAUGCAGGUUUCCAGGUUAUAAUUUGAAUGCCUUUUGGAAAGACCUUUGCUUUUAUUACAUUGUUAGUGUUUCUUAGGAGAAUCAAGAGUGUUGACAGUUUUUGCAUCUGCUUUCUGCAUUCACAUGCAAGUUACCUUGCAUCUGAAUUAGGAUAUGUGUGUGUUGGUCUGUUGUACCAAAGGUUUUGGUGAAAGUUAUUUGAAGAGCAGUUUCUGAGUUGAAAUGAUCCUGGCAUAAAGCUACACUGUGAGCACCUAUUUAGAGCUACCUAAAGCAUUA
Molecule: messenger RNA, 4394 nt
Organism: Harpia harpyja (harpy eagle)
Lineage: Eukaryota; Metazoa; Chordata; Aves; Accipitriformes; Accipitridae
Gene: FBXL8
Product: F-box and leucine rich repeat protein 8
Exons: 4
Coding region: 2204-3343 (379 amino acids)
Molecular function (GO): protein binding
Source: RefSeq, a predicted model, not a curated record